UUCUUAUGUCCUAAUUUUCUUUUCAGUACGUUCCUGUUCUUCACUAAGUGCGCCUCAGAAUGGUUUUAUUUACCCGCACAUGUGUACAUUUUCCCCAGAUAGUGGAACUGUCUGCUCUUUCGAAUGCAGACAUGGUUUCUCUGGGAACGGAGGAGUUAGCUCGAUUCUGUGUGGGAAUGAUGGAAACUGGACCAAAAAUGAAUCUUCAAUUUUACAGUGCCUUGAUGUUACCCCACCAGUGUUCAAGAGUAAUUGUCCUUCAGAUAUUCGCGCAAGCAUCAAUGUAAAUUCUACAGCAUUGGUUAAUUGGACGGAGCCUGUCGCUCUGGACAACGACGAUCUGCCACCACAAGUUACAGUUGUUCCGGCAGGGAUCAGCCCACCACACGUCUUCAAUAAAACUACUCUUGUUGUUUACACUGCAAGAGAUGCAAGUGGGAACAAGAAAGAGUGUUCGUUUAAAGUAGUUUUGGAAGAUAAUUUAGGCCCUCAGGUUGUAUAUUGCCCCGCAGACCAGAAAAUUACUGCUACGAAGAUGACAACAACAGUUACGUGGAACGAACCUCAGUUUAAAGACAACAGCAAUAGUCCAUUGGUGAUAACAUGCAGUCAUCAAAGUGGGACUGAGUUUUACUGGGGGACAUGGAAUGUGCAUUGCACAGCUUACGAUGAUAAUCCAGAUAACGACCCAGCUGUUUGCCAGUUUACUAUAACGGUUAAACCGACGAAGUGCAGUGACCUGCCUCCUCCCAAAGGGGGCGCAAAGGCUUGUGACGAUUGGAUGUUUGGAACGUUCUGUUCACCUUUUUGCAGCAACAAAUCGGACUUUGCCCAACCUUUACCUGCGACUAUGUGGGUUUGCGGAGCAAGAGGAACUUGGAUGCCAACCAAUCGUUUUCCAGACUGUACAAAGGUAUACCGCCCCAACAAUGUCAGGAUGGCAAUGGAUUUGCACUACUACUAUGGUGACUGUAAUACGCCAGAAGCCCAGGCUCAAAUAAAACAGAACUUUAUCCAACUGUUAAACGAGUCUUUCUUCAAAGAGGUCUGCCAAGAUCCAGCACUCAAGGACAAGUGCAAGGCAAAAAAUGUGAAAGUAACGUGUGCUGCGGUUGAUUUUGUUAUCAGUAGGAGAAGGCGUUCAGCAGACGAUGUUGGUCAUCAUAGAAGAACUCGACGAUCAAUUCCACGAACCACAGUUACUCUAGAUAUCGUUGUUGACCUUAAUGGCAUUGAAGCAAAUGACACCAAAGAAGGCCAGAUCUUCAUUGGCGAGGAGGGCACAAAAAUUGCCAAAAACAUCAGCAGUCGGAUAAAAGCUGCAGUUGACAACGGCAAUCUCAGUCUGACCAUCAAUGGCACUGACUUCGUAGCUGAUGGAAAUUCAUUCAACAUCUCAGAACCUAAACAAUUCUGUACCAAGGGACAAACAUUUAAUAAAAAGGGAUAUUGCCUAAACUGCACGCUGGGGACUUACUUAGACAGUACCACUGGAAAGUGCGAAGACUGUCCUAUCGGAUCAUACCAAGAGCUCAGUGCACAGGAAGAGUGUGCGAUGUGUCCACCAGGCACUUCCACAACAGACUCCAGAACACAGAAUAGCUCCGACUGCUUAGCUCUCUGUCGACCUGGUUCGCACUCGCCCACCGGAAUGGAGCCCUGUCUUCUUUGUGACAAGGGCUAUUAUCAGUCCAAGGAGGGCCAAAGCUCAUGCUUUAAAUGCAGUCCGAACAAGACAACUUCUGCUGAGGGAUCUAACAGCUCCACACAAUGUAAAGUUCCGUGCCCGGCUGGAUCAUUUUCCCCAACUGGACUGGCCCCAUGUUCUUUAUGCGAUCGACGCUCUUUUCAGCCACGUGAUAAGAGUCGUGUGUGUUUUUCAUGCCCAGGAACAACUGUAACACUGAGACCCGGAUCAAAGAACGCACAAGACUGUAUAGAAAUCGACGAGUGCUAUUCUAACCCUUGUAUCAACAACGCCACGUGUACUGACCUCAUUGGCGAUUUCUUGUGCUCCUGCCAACCUGGUUACACUGGGAAGCAGUGUGCUACUGAUAUUGACGACUGUCAAGAUAAACCAUGUUUUAACAAUGGCACAUGUCAAGACCUGCUCAACGACUACACCUGCUCAUGCGCAUAUGGUUACCGAGGCCCUAACUGCGAAGAGGAUAUAGAUGAGUGCGUUUCUUCGCCGUGUUCAAACAAUGCCUCGUGCAGAAAUCUCCCUGGUGGUUAUCAUUGCCAAUGUGAGCCUGGUUAUACGGGAAGACUGUGUGAUACGGACAUUGAUGAAUGUCUGUUAUCUCCAUGCCAGAAUGGAGCCACUUGCAGAGACAAAAUAAACAACUACGAGUGCGUCUGUCCGGUUGGUUACCAAGGCAACGAUUGCGAAGAGAAUAUCGAUGACUGCGCGAGUGACCCUUGUCAAAACUGGGGCCACUGCCGUGAUGGAAUUGACAGUUACCAAUGCAAUUGUCUUGCAGGAUUUAACGGGACAAAUUGUGAACAUAAUAUCGACGAUUGUGCUGGGGCAGAAUGCAAGAACAACGCUACAUGCUUAGAUCAAAUUAAUGAAUUUUAUUGUAUCUGCGAGAGGGGAUUUUCUGGAUCAGCGUGUGAGUUCAACAUCGAUGAAUGUAUCUCCAGUCCCUGCCAAAAUCAAGCCAGCUGUGUGGAUAUGGUUAAUGCCUAUCGCUGUGACUGUCGCGAUGGUUUUGAUGGAUUACACUGCGAAAACAACAUAGAUGACUGUGCAUCGAGUCCUUGCUCAAACAACGGGUCGUGUCAUGACGGGGUGGACAACUUUACCUGCGUGUGCCCGAUAGGUUUCACAGGUAAAAUAUGCAAUGUGGACAUCGACUACUGCGCCUCGAUGCCCUGCUUGAGCAAUGGAACAUGCUUUGAUGGUACCACUUCCUUUACUUGUCAGUGUCCAGAUGGUUUCGAAGGAGAUCAGUGCCAGAGCAAUAUAGACAACUGUAAGAAUGUCACUUGCUUAAACGACGGCGCUUGCAUUGACGUAAUAGAUGGAUACAAAUGCGCUUGUUCUGACGGCUUUGUUGGUAUUCUCUGCGAAGUAAACAUCGAUGACUGCGGAAAGAAUCCAUGCGCAAACGAUGGAGCUUGUGCUGAUCUCAUAGAUGACUACAGUUGUACUUGCAAAAAGGGAUACACAGGAAAAAACUGCAGCAUUGACAUCGAUGAGUGUGCCAGCUCUCCAUGCGCCAAUAAUGCUACUUGUAUCGACAAAGUGGAUAACUACAAGUGCUCCUGUGCUGAUGGAUUCAGCGGACCACACUGUGAGGUUGAUAUCGACGACUGCGUGCUAAGUUCCUGUGGUAAUGGAUCCACGUGCAGAGACGGAAUGAACAGCUACACUUGCGACUGCGCACCUGGAUUUCUGGGCGAUGAUUGUACAGUGCAAAUCGAUGAGUGCUUGUCUUUCCCUUGUUACUAUGGAGGAACAUGUUAUGAUCAGAUCAACGGAUUUGCUUGUGUCUGUCCUAAUGGAUUGACAGGUCUGCAAUGCGAAGUUAAUAUUGACGACUGCAAAUCCAGUCCGUGUGCAAAUAAUGGCGCGUGCUCAGAUCUAGUGGCAAAUUACACCUGUUCCUGUCCAGAGGGCUUCAACGGCUAUAACUGUGAAAACCGCAUUGACCACUGCAAAGAAACUAACUGCAGUCAAAAUGGCUUCUGCGUUAACUCUCAUAACCAUUUUUACUGCAAUUGUAGCGCUGGCUACUUCGGAGAUUACUGCGAAUUGGAAAUAGACGAGUGUUUACCAAGGCCGUGUUUUAACAACGGAACCUGCCACGAUAAGGUCAACAGUUUCACUUGUUCGUGUGCUGAUGGGUAUACUGGAAGGUACUGUGAGCUUAACAUAGACGACUGUGUCAAUGCCUCUUGUCAAAAUGGCGCUUUUUGUGUUGACCAUAUUCUCGGGUAUUCUUGUCUGUGUCCCGCCGGAUACAAUGGAACCUACUGCCAAACCGAGAUCAACGAAUGUGAAUCGAACCCGUGUAUCAACAAUGGUACCUGCAUUGAUCUGACACCAGGUUACAAGUGUGAAUGUUUGAGUCAGUUUACUGGAGAGAAAUGCCAAAACGUUACAGACGUCUGUCUAUCAAUGCCUUGCCUCAAUCACGGCACGUGUAGGUCUUAUAAUUACUCAGAAGACUUCAGCUGUACGUGCAAAGCUGGCUUCACCGGAGAAAAAUGUGAGGUGGACAUUGACGACUGUGCUUCAGAGCCUUGCAUGCCAAACGCGUAUUGUCAGGAUAUGAUGAAUAGUUACAGCUGUGAAUGCUACCCCUCUUACUCUGGAGACAACUGUGACAUCUUUCUUGGCAGUGACUUUGAUCUCAUUUUCAAACGCAAAAGCAUAGAUGACAUGAUUUUGCUAUCAGAUGGCAAAGGUCUUCCAAACAUGGAUUCUUUCACAAUCGCCCUGUAUCUUCGUGCAGACUCCAGAUACAAUUCAGGAACAUUGUUCAGCUACAGUGUGCCUGAGCAACCAAACCAUAUCAUCGUGCUUUCCUUUACAAAGUCUCAAGUUCAGCUGGAGAUCAAAGAUAGCACAGUAAGUGCAGACUUUGAGUUUACGGACGAUCACUGGCAUUUCUUGGGAGUCGUGUGGCAGGCGAUAACUGGGACUGUCUCGGUGUACGUUGAUAGGGCAGAAAUAAAAAAGGCAAGAGGCGUCAAGACCAACGAUACGAUCAUUGGCGGAGGGUGGGUUGUGCUUGGCCAGCGAUAUCUCGCAGGGGUAAAGAUUUCAAACCUUUCAACAGCUUUUGCCGGCACUAUGCACCAAGUAAGCUUUUGGAAUGUUCCAGCAAGUCCUUUAGACAUGUGGAACGCGGCUCAUAACUGCACGUGGCCUAUCGCAGGAAGUCUGCGUGCAUGGAACAGCUUCCUCUUUGGAGUCAAAGGACAUGUAGAAAAACGAUUCAUGACACAGUGUAAAGCGUUUGACAGGUGCACUGCCAACUGCUCUCACUUCCUCCGAUGCGAGUUUCAUGAGAACGAAUACAACUGUAGUUGUCAACCCGGAUUUUCAGGAACCGACUGUAACAUUAAUAUUGAUGACUGCAGCUCAAAUCCAUGCGUCAAUGGGAAGUGUGUCGACGGUGUGAAUCGCUAUGACUGCGAGUGCAGCAAAGGCUAUUGGGGAGUAAAUUGUGAAAAGAAAAUCAUCAAUGAAGGAGAGUGUCCGGAAUUGAGAGAGCCCGUCAAUGGAAAAAAAUCUUGCCAAAAAGUUGCUGGAGCGAUUUCCUGUACUAUGAACUGCGAUGAAGGUCACUCUUUCAGUGCUGAGGCAGUGACUACCUUUGUCUGCGGCCCUGACACAGAGUGGACCUGGAAUGGCAUCAUGGAUAUGACUAUACCAACCUGCUUAAAAAAUGCCGCGCCCAAGGAAAUAGAACAUCACUUCUCGGUUGAUUUUCCUGGAAUGAAAUGCGAGGACAUCCAGAGUCACGACGAGUUACGCUCGGCACUCAAGAAGAGAUUAAGCAACACACUUUCAACACUCUCUGGAUGUCACUCAUGUAACUUAAAGACCGUCGCAGUUCCUGGAUGUGAAUCGAAAGCCAAUCAAAGGUCAAAACGAGCAGUCGACACAAACGUUAAAGUUCUAUUUUCAAUGGUGUUGUUUAAGGAUAUUAAUUCGUCCUCAUCAGAAGGCAAUGUCGAAGAAAAAAGUGAAGAAGUGUUGUUUCAGAUGCAGUAUGCCGUUGCUGCUGGACAGUUCACGAUAAGCUUACAUGGAAUAAACACCACUGCUCAGAGGUCUUCACUAAAAUAUCUCUUCUCUAAGGUUACUUGCAGUGUUGGCUCUGUCCCAAGCAAUAAUGGAAAGAGAUGUGUGCUUUGUUCUGUCGGAUCAUUUCAUGACCAAAACAGCCUCGAUUGUAAACUAUGUGGUAAAGGCAGCUACCAAGACAAGGAAGGCCGGGCCAGCUGCGAAACAUGUGGCAAGGGAAUGACAACCCUCCGACGUGGAACGACUAACAGUGACGGGUGCAUCGAGUGUAAGAUUGCACUUCAAUAUGUAAAGCAGAAAGUAAUGAUACUUAACGGUUGAUAUGGUAGUCAACAGCAAGAUAGGCGAAGUAUUAGUAUUGUUAUAUAGUAAACCGCCAGAUGACAAUUCUAGUGAGUGGAUCACCUGUUGCUAGGAUGUCUAGCGUUUAGCGUGAGCAAUACAGAUGGCCAAAGUUAAAGAGAUCGCAAAAAACAAAACAAANCA
Molecule: messenger RNA, 6250 nt
Organism: Orbicella faveolata
Lineage: Eukaryota; Metazoa; Cnidaria; Anthozoa; Scleractinia; Merulinidae
Biological process (GO): axon guidance; Notch signaling pathway
Cellular component (GO): signaling receptor complex; cell surface; plasma membrane
Molecular function (GO): calcium ion binding
Source: RefSeq, a predicted model, not a curated record